GAUGACCACCAUGCUUGUGAUUCUUGUACUGAUCAUAUGUUUGACCAGUUCUUUAGGAAAUAAGGUUAGAAAUGAGCUUGAUCCUGAUAUUCCUUCUCUGCUGUUGCAUGACCUUGACUCUGGCAGCCCGCCGCUAACACAGAAGGACCUUAAACACGACAUUCACCUUCAACAAUGGCAAGACCUUGUCACUUUCGUUUACAGGAAAAUUGAAGAUAUGGAACGACAUCUGACUGAAAAGGACGAACGCAUUGACCAACUAGAAUUAAACAUCGCUAGUCAGAUGACUAAAAUUAAGCAGCUGAAACGGGGGAUGACGUCACUUGAGAAAGAAGUAUCAGAGAAAAAUGAAGUUGUCGGCAAAUUGUUGGCAAGAGUAUCAGACUUAGAGGGACUUGUGAUGUCUGAUGCCAUUACAAGUGAACGUGACACUGUUAGAUCUCAGAGGACUGAAAACGAAUCUCAAACUGACCUUGUUCAAACUUCGGACUCCAGACCUGGAUCUAGUGUUAAGAAGAUGUUUACCUCCCAACAUUUCGUUCCUAAAACCUCAAACUAUCAAAAUACUAGCACUGUGCUGCCUCAAUUUAAUGAUCUCGUGAAUAAAUCUGACGAGGAUGAAUCUGUUGUGUACACUGAUAACGGGUCCGAAGAUUUAUCGAUAGCGAAGCACUCAAGAUUCCAACAAAAACGCGUAACGCCUAAAGCUACCAUAGCUUUCCACGUAGCUUUGUCCUCGAAUAAAGAUGUCACAAUAGACGUAGUAGUAGUGUAUGAUUUGGAGACUCUGGACCAGGGGAAUGGAUACAACCCAAGGGAAGGGUUCUACACCGUCCCGGAGUCUGGAACCUACGUCCUCACCUGGACCACUAUUUGUUAUGUACACAAUGAAUUCCAGACUGUCCUUGUGGUGAAUGGGGCUGUAAGAGGGUCAUCAUGGACGGAUGCUUUAGGGGUAAACGAUUUACAUCAAACUACAGCUAUCGUCGUCCUCACACUGAAUCAGGGAGAUCGUGUCUUCAUCCGUAUGGGACAUACGCAUGGACACGGGAUAAUAUUGAGUCAAAGCGAAUUUGGACAGUCUACCUUCUCAGGAUGGAAGCUUGAGUGAGAGAUGGGGCAAAAUGACGUAAUUCAUUUGCCUAAAUGCUAAUAAAUGUG
Messenger RNA from Mizuhopecten yessoensis (Yesso scallop), 1161 nucleotides. RefSeq lists its product as uncharacterized. The record is from RefSeq and is a predicted model, not a curated record. NCBI's taxonomy places the organism in Eukaryota, Metazoa, Mollusca, Bivalvia, Pectinida, Pectinidae. Gene Ontology annotation, molecular function: protein binding. Bases 2 to 1111 code for a protein of 369 amino acids. The transcript has 2 exons.